Labeo rohita (rohu) is the source of this 2132-nucleotide messenger RNA. It is a transcript of the gene p2rx3b, whose product is annotated as purinergic receptor P2X, ligand-gated ion channel, 3b. The record is from RefSeq and is a predicted model, not a curated record. NCBI's taxonomy places the organism in Eukaryota, Metazoa, Chordata, Actinopteri, Cypriniformes, Cyprinidae. Gene Ontology annotation, cellular component: nuclear inner membrane; plasma membrane. Gene Ontology annotation, biological process: monoatomic cation transmembrane transport; response to ATP. Gene Ontology annotation, molecular function: extracellularly ATP-gated monoatomic cation channel activity; ATP binding; purinergic nucleotide receptor activity.
CAUCUUCUCUCAAGAUGUGAAGGCUUUUUAUCAGGCAAACAAAUAAGGACGAUUAUUAAAGAGCUUUUUGACUUUUAUUAACAGUCCUUGGGUUUUAGAUUAUAAAAGCGCAGGAUCAAGCAUUUGGACGGAUAUAUCAGAAGCGUCAACGCUAUAUUUUUAAAUAAUUAACUAAACUUUUCAGACUAAUACGUUGAAACACCUGGAGUGUAAUUUUUGUGAAUGCAGCAGUGCUCUGGAAAAAUGUGGAACUGCAUUACAGAUUUCUUUACCUAUGAGACGACCAAGUCCGUGGUGGUAAAGAGCUGGACCAUCGGCAUCAUAAACCGUGUCGUCCAACUCCUCAUCAUCACAUACUUCAUUGGCUGGGUGUUUUUGUAUGAGAAAGCAUAUCAAGUGAGAGACACAGCUAUCGAAUCAUCAGUCAUGACUAAAGUGAAAGGGUUUGGAGAGUAUAACAACCGGAUCAUGGAUGUAGCUGAUUAUGUCACACCUACUCAAGGGGCGUCAGUGUUUUGUGUCAUCACUAAGCUCAUCACGACAGAAAACCAAGUUCAGGGACACUGUCCAGAGAGUGAGUUGAAAUUCAAGUGUGACAGUGACAGUACUUGUAAGAAGCUGAUGUUAAAACCAUCUAGCAAUGGGUUGCUGACUGGACGAUGUGUGAACUUCAAUGCUACCCAAAAAACCUGUGAAAUCAAAGGAUGGUGUCCUGCAGAGAUUGAUGAAAUUCAACCGAACCCCAUGAUGGAGGUGGAGAACUUUACCAUCUUCAUCAAGAACAGCAUACGCUUCCCACGUUUUAACUUUACAAAGGGAAACUUUUUGCCCAACAUCAAUAGUACCUACAUAAAGAAAUGUAAUUUCGACUUUGAGAGUAACAUGUAUUGUCCAAUAUUCAAAGUAGGGGAUGUGAUCCGAUUUGCACAGCAAGACUUUACCACUCUUGCUACUCAGGGGGGAGUUAUAGGGAUAAAAAUAGCAUGGGUUUGUGAUUUAGACAAGGCAGAUGAUGAGUGCAAGCCAGCCUACUCUUUCACUCGCCUGGACGCCAUGUCAGAGAAGACCACUGUCUCUCCAGGAUACAACUUCAGGUACGCAAAGUAUUUUAAAAUGGAGAACGGAACCGAGUAUCGCACUCUGCUGAAAGCCUACGCCAUCAGAUUUGAUGUGCUGGUUAAUGGAGACGCAGGAAAGUUUGACAUGAUCCCAACUCUAAUCAACAUGGUUGCUGCGUUUACCUCUGUUGGUGUGGGUACAGUGCUUUGUGACAUUAUUCUGCUGAACUUCUUGAAAGGAGCUGACCAAUACAAGGCCAAGAAAUUUGAAGAGGUCUCAGAUUCACAUAUUCAGAGCAAUAAUUCAUUUUACAGAACCAGAGACCAAAGCCAGCAUUCAAUCAAAACUGACGAGAAGUUCUCCAACGACUCUGGAGCAUUUUCCAUUGGACAAUAUAGUUAAUAGUGCUGAUCACAGCACAUGGGGAAGGACUGAAAAAGUUCUUCAUUAAUUCAGUGCACUCAUACGAGUCAUAAUUAUGAUCAUUUUUUCCACUAAACCUAGACCUUUCCACAUAGAACCGUCUAGACCAAUAUACCAACAUUAUGAAUAAAUAAUCAAAGAUUUACCUUCCAUAAGCUAUUAACUUCUAAAACUGAACUCCCUCCUACCCCAAUUUUACAUUUGCCUUAAACAUAAGGAGUAUUUUCACUUUAUAGCCAUGGCCCAAAUCUUAAACAUCUCAAAAUCAAUCAGUCAAAAUGAAUUAUUUACCUGACUAAUAAAAAAAACUACAUUUUGUAAAUAGUAACGUUAAAUCGUAAGUAAAUGUUCACACUUUAUGUAUGCUCAUAGUGUUUGCAUGGCCUUAAAUAGUAAUUAGUUAAUUAUAUUUAAUAGUUCAUGUGAUUGUAUAGUAUACACCCAAAUGUAGUUAUGCCGCUGUAUGUGUUAUUUUUAUUUUGUGAAUUAUUGUUAAACUUAUUGUUAAAGAAUAUCAGUCACAUCUUUGGCUAAGUGUGGAUGGAAACAUUGCAUGACCAACUUUUUCUGAACUAAUACAAGUUGUUAAUACUUUGUUUAUACUACAACUAAUUCCAUUCGUUUGCUUGUAAACUUUGAUGCAGGUUACG